Dreissena polymorpha is the source of this 2326-nucleotide messenger RNA. Its product is annotated as nibrin-like. Gene Ontology annotation, cellular component: Mre11 complex. Gene Ontology annotation, molecular function: damaged DNA binding; protein binding. NCBI's taxonomy places the organism in Eukaryota, Metazoa, Mollusca, Bivalvia, Myida, Dreissenidae. Bases 103 to 2301 code for a protein of 732 amino acids. The transcript is spliced from 14 exons. The record is from RefSeq and is a predicted model, not a curated record. Gene Ontology annotation, biological process: mitotic G2 DNA damage checkpoint signaling; double-strand break repair via homologous recombination.
AGCCUCGUACGGAAUGGUGGUCAAUCGAAAUACAACUAAACAUAUUUACGUAACGAUUUUUAAAAUAAUAACGCACAAUUUCAUUUGAUUUUUUUUCUAAACAUGUGGUAUAUUAUAUCCCACUCCAAUCCAGAUCACCGUGUUGUUAUUCUGGGUGGUAAGCAGUAUCUUGUCGGGAGAAGAGACUGCGAUAUUUUGGUUGCAAAUGAUGCAACAGUCAGUCGGAAGCAUGCAGAAAUAUCAAUGACACAUCCAGAGGCUAACUUGGCCAGUGUGUCCAGGUUACCUAUUCUAAGGUUGAAAGACGUUUCCAAGUUUGGAACAUGGGUAAACAACAAGAAGGUUGAAGGGGAACAACUCCUGUCAGAUGGGGACUCAAUUUACUUCGGGUCACAGAAAUCAUCUUUUAUGGUGGUGUUUGAGCCGUUUGUAGUGACAGCCUCAUGCCUGGAAAGUGCUUCAAAGAGAAAGCUGCAUCAGCAGCUGUGUACACUGGGAGGUCAUGUGACCAAGGAAUGGCAGAUGGACUGCUCUUGCCUCCUCAUGAACAAGAUAAGUGUCACAAUUAAAGCCAUUUGCGCCCUGGUUUCACAGAAGCCCAUUGUGACACUGGACUACAUUGAUAUGUACAUCAAGCAUUUACAAGGAUCUGUAGAGAAACCGGAUCCUUAUAGGUUCACUCCAAGCUUAGCUGAGACACAACUGGAUCCCAGUGAUGUGUCAUUCGAGGCAGACAGUAGAAGAAAAACACUCUUUCAAGGAAAAACAUUUGUGUUUCUCAAUCACAAGCAGUUCAACAAGAUGAGACUGGCCAUAGAGCUAGCGGGUGGAGUGCCGUUGUUAAUGGAGGGCAAGGGAGACCAGCAUGUGAUACUGGGCCCUCAGACAGUCGUCAUGAACAGCAGUGACGCCAGCUUGACUCAGGGCCAGGGAGACUGGGUGCAGACAGUUCACACCUUGCUAGAAAGGAAUGGAAAACACUUCAUCCAGGAUGCUGCAAUAGGCUACGCAGUUCUUUACUGUUCCACAGAGAAACAUUGCAACCCGGAGUAUUCACAAGACCAGGACGUUUCCAGGCUGCCUUCACAGACUUUGUCCCAGGCCGACCCAUUUGUUGCCAAUACAGACACCCAGCUUCAGGGCAGCAGGGGUUCAGUUGUAAGCCAGAGACGGAAGCUAGGCAUAGACUCACAAGCUGCCGUUAAUGAGACCAGACUCUCUUUGUCCAUACCUGCCACUCCAGAAAUGAAAUGUGUCAGUCAUGUCAAAUCACAGCAAGUGCCAGAUAUGAUGCAGGAGGAGACAACCCUAGCUAAGACAACCAUGUCAGCUCAUAAAAGAGGUAGACAAAGACACGAUAUAGACCAAGAGACUGUGUCAGAACAGGUUGCUUCCAAACGCGUCAAAACUGAACCAGUUACACCUGCUAAAAUCAGCCAGUCUGUAACCGGUACUGGCAUGAAACCCAGUCCUGCUCAAUCAGGUAGUGGUACAAACAAAGCAGCUCCAUUUACACAGGCCAGUAAAUCAGAUGUCAAUACAAAUAAGAGACUGAAAAGACUUGAGGAGGAUUGGGGAAGUGAUGACGAUGAUAUCAAUUAUUCUUCCAUUGUAAUUGAGGACAUUCAAACCACAGAGCCAAGAAAGUCAAUCAAUGAGUCCCCAUCAUCAUUUGCUCAAAGAAACGAAACCAAGGAGCAAAAAUCUGAUGAAAAGAGAAAGUCUCUUUUCCCAUUUGCUCCAAGGAGUAAUGAUACACAAAGCAGUCUGGGAAAGAAGUCAAGAUCCAGGUCAAGGUCAGUGUCCCCAGUCCCAAUGGCAGAAGUAAAGCAAGAGGUUGACUUAGAAAGUGGAUGUCCAAGGUUAAGGGUCACAGCAGAAAGGCCAAGGUCACCUAUAUCCUUGGCGCAAUGUCACAUAAAAGCUGAAACCAUUGAAGCUCUUGAACAUUCAGAGAAUCAGAUGAAACAAAAUUGUAAAUACGAGCUAGAGACUGACCAGCCUGUAGCUGUUGUCCAAGUGGAAGUGGUCAGUCUGGUUGCUAGGGGACAAAAACCAAAAGAAAACUUGGCUAGGAAUUGUGCAGAUGGUUUCACGAGGUGGAAGGGCAAGAUGGUGAGGAACUUCAAGAAAUUCAAGAAGACGAAUCAUGCUGGUUCCCAGUCUCUGCCAAACAUCAUCGGAGGGAGUGACCUCGAGGUACACUUGGCUCAGCGAUCCAAAGAACUUGAUGACUGGUUUAGAAAAACUAAUCAGGUUCAUCGUCUUUUUUUCUUCCUCCGCUUAUGUGUAUGCCAUUAAAGAGUGUAGUAGCCUGUUUCUGCAA